Messenger RNA from Cicer arietinum (chickpea), 797 nucleotides. The record is from RefSeq and is a predicted model, not a curated record. NCBI's taxonomy places the organism in Eukaryota, Viridiplantae, Streptophyta, Magnoliopsida, Fabales, Fabaceae.
GAUAUGCGGUGUGGUAGAGGCAUUAUACCACAUGGAAAAUGGACGUCGGAUUAUAUUGUCUCCGCAAGAUAUCUAUAAUCAUUUGAUAAAAACUGCCGAAGAAGAUGAUGAAGGUCGUAGUGUGUCUGAUACAAUUGUCUGGCUGAGGGAGAAUGGUUUUUUAUUAGAACAAGAUUGUCCAUAUGUGGGAACAUUUAUGCCAUCGAUUCAUACGCGGAAGAUAUUUUUAAAGAUCACCACUUACCAACGCAUAAAUCUUCUGGAAGAAAUAUCGGUCAAAAAAGAAAAAAACAAACUCUUACACAAGCGAUUAGAAUCGGCGGUUAGAAAUACACCUGUUGUGGCGCAAAUGGUUUGGUUACCAGAGAUGAAAAAAUUGAAGGGGAUGGUAUAUACUCUGGUCCUAUGAAUGCAACAGAUUUUGAUCUUAAGAAAGAAGAAAGACAUGGAGUGAUUAUUGUGGGAUACGGACAGCAAAUAGAAAAUAACAAAUCGAAGAAGAAUUGGUUGGUGAGGAAUUCUCAUGGAGAGGAAUGGGGUGAUAAAGGUUACUUCAAGUUUGACCAAGCACCUUGUCAUGCAAGACUGUUAAUUGAGUGCCAUGGAAGACUGUUAAUUGAGUGCGCUUGGAUCAUCUCUGGCAUGGCAUAGAGAAACAAGACGGUGUCUAGAUUAGAAAAUUUAACUUCUCUCUUUUAAGUAUCUAUUCUUCUUUUUCUCUUUUAAGCUAUGCAUCUAUUCCUGUAGUAAUUGGAACUGAAACUUUGUGGCUAAUGCUAUGUUAAUUUGAACUGAAA